UAGUUAACCUCACUUUUUCACAUGAUAUUAAAAACAUUUUUAUUGUUGUCCUACAGUUCAAAGAGAAUAUUUAUUAAUUAAAAUGGGAGCGAAAUUUAAGAAUCAUACAAAAGUGCCACAACAAAAUGAAGUAAAAACGAGGAAACAGCUUAGAAAGGAAAAACGCAAAGAAAAAAAAUCGAAAAAGAAUGAAUGGUAUACAACUAGGAAUAAACCAGGUAAAUAUGUCGUAAAUCCAAACAAAGAUGAUGAGGAAAGCAAUUCUAUUCCUAAAAAAACUGUUUUGAAGAAUGAAAGUAUUUCUGAGAAACCUGUCCAGGGUUUGUCAGUGGAACAACAACGAAAAAAGGAACAAAAAGAGCAAAAGAAUCUUGAAAAAGAAAUGCAGAAACAGAGAAGAUUACAACUGAUUGAAGCAAACAAAAUUGAAGAAAGGAACAUAAAACAAUUAGAAAAGCAAUUGAAUUUAAACAAGAGAAAGUCAAAAGGCAUACCCAAAUCUUUUAUUGAAGAUGGUUUAGGAUAUUUAUUAGAAGUGUGUGACAGUGAACAUAUGAAGGAUGCAGUUGAAGCUGAAAAGGAACUGUUAAAUGCAAACGACGAUUUCGACGAAGAUUUUGCUUUAAUGACUGGUUCAAAAAUCAAAUCAAAAUCUAAGAUAAACCAAAAUAACCAAGAUACCUCAGAAAAUAACGAGGAAGAAUUUGAUGAUGAAAAUGAUGGAUUAGAUGAUUUUGAAGAUCUUUUAAAUGAAGAUGAUGAAUCAGAUUUAGAUUUAGGUGAAGAGGAAGAAUAUGAAGAUAUUAAUGAAGAGGACUUGCAGGAAGACUACAGUUCAGACGAAGCUGAUUUAAAGUUCAAAGCAGGAAUUAAUAAAAAAGAUAUUACUGAAUCAGAUAAUGAUGUAGAACAUGGGGACUCUGAUGGUAGUGAACAAUUAGUAAACAAGAAGAGAAAAAAAUCUAAUGGAAAUGUGAAUAAAAGCAAAAAGAAAGUCAAGUUUGCAGAUGACAGUUCUGAUGAAGACACAGAAGAACUUGAAGAAAAUUCUGAUGCAGAUGUACUAGCAGACAACUCUGAUGAGGAUAAUUUAGAUAGUGAGAAUAAGGAAGAAAUCAGUAAAUCAAAGUCUAAAAUGAAUCCAGAUGGAACCUGGGAAGAUAUUUACGGACGAUUAAGAGGAAAAGAUGGUUCCGUUAUAACUAAUAAUGAACAAAAAUACAUUCCUCCUGCAGUAAGAGCAAAAAUGGAAGCAGGAACUUCUGAGUCUGAUAAAAAAAGAUCGGAGAAAUUAAGCAGAUUAAGAAAACAAAUCAAAGGUCUCCUCAAUAGAUUAGCAGAAAGUAACAUGCAUAGUAUUGCGUCACAGAUGGAAGAAUUGUAUAUGAACAAUAGCAGAAACGACAUGAAUGAUACGCUUACUUCUUUAGUAAUGGAAUCAGUAAUUUCGAAUGUAAUCACACCAGAAAGACUGCUUAUGGAACACGUUUUGCUUAUCACAAUUCUACAUGCGAACGUAGGCACUGAAGUAGGAGCACAUUUUUUGCAAACUAUUGUCAAAAAAUUCGAUGAAUACCACAGAGAUGGGCAUCCUGUAGAAAAUAAAAUGUUGGAUAACACCGUAAACGUGAUAGCACAAUUAUACAAUUUUAAAUUGUUUGAUUCCAAAUUGGUCUACGAAGUUUUGGACCGUUUGUCUGAGAAGUUUGAAGAGAAAGAUGUGGAGUGCAUCUUACAUAUUCUCAAAGCCAUUGGCUUUGGAUUAAGAAAAGAUGACCCUCUGGCUUUAAAAAAUUUAAUAUUGAAGCUGCAGAAACAGGCUGCAAGUGUUUCUGAGGCUACUAGAGAUAAUUCUAGGAUCAAGUUUAUGUUGGAUAUUCUUCUGGCGAUAAAAAAUAACAAUGUGACCAAAAUACCGAAUUACGACACGUCAUAUUCUGAACAUCUGAAAAAAAUAAUGAAAGGUUUUAUCAGGAAAGGAAAUUAUAUAUCACAGCUAAAUAUUUCAUUGGACGACUUACUGAAAGCUGAUGAAAGAGGAAAAUGGUGGGUUGUUGGCUCAGCUUGGACAGGCAACAUUUCUGAAACCAGUGAGAAAAUUAAUCAGAAUAAAUCUGAGGGUUUUUCAACGAAACUGUUGGAACUGGCUCGAAAACAAAGAAUGAAUACGGAUACUAGAAGGAAUAUAUUUUGUAUUAUUAUGUCAGCAGAGGACUACUUAGAUGCUUUUGAAAAACUUUUAAAACUUGGAUUAAAAAAUCAACAGGAACGGGAAAUAGUUCACGUUAUUUUACACUGUUGUCUUCAUGAGAAGGUUUAUAAUCCUUAUUAUUCAGUAUUGGCACAAAAGUUCUGUGAAUAUGACAGAAAGUUUCAGAUGACCAUAAAAUAUUCCAUAUGGGACAAAUUAAAAGUUUUAAACGAACACUCAGGCUCUCAAAUAUCGAAUUUGGCAAAGCUGUUGACUCACUUGUUUAUAGAAAAAGGAUUGCCAAUUUCCACAUUAAAGAUUGUUGAAUUUAGCGAACUGGAUAAAAUAACUCUGCGAUUUAUUCGACAAAUAUUACUUGGAAUAUUGUUGCAUAAUGAUGUUGAAGCAAUUUUGGGCGUGUUCGAAAAAGUUGCACUGUCCGACAAACUAAAGAUGUUCCGUGAAAGUUUAAGACUGUUCAUUCAUCACUUCCUCUUAAGAAAUCUGAAAUCAGAUACAAUAGAUGCUGAGCAGAAAGCGUUAUUGGAGAACAGAUCUAAAAUUGUUGAAAAGGUUCUGAUUGCCAAAGAAAGCAGAGCCAAAUUUUAAAUUGUUUUAAUAAAUAUUUUUUUUUGUUUUUUUAUAUGCUUUAUUGGAAAAAAUAAAGAAAAUAUUAAUUUGAAA
This is a messenger RNA of Aethina tumida (small hive beetle), 2875 nucleotides long. Its product is annotated as nucleolar MIF4G domain-containing protein 1. NCBI's taxonomy places the organism in Eukaryota, Metazoa, Arthropoda, Insecta, Coleoptera, Nitidulidae. The coding region runs from base 83 to 2800 and encodes 905 amino acids. The transcript has 10 exons. Gene Ontology annotation, biological process: ribosomal small subunit biogenesis. Gene Ontology annotation, molecular function: RNA binding; protein binding. Gene Ontology annotation, cellular component: nucleolus. The record is from RefSeq and is a predicted model, not a curated record.